Dentiscutata erythropus is the source of this 939-nucleotide messenger RNA. The record is from the annotation of a GenBank genome assembly. NCBI's taxonomy places the organism in Eukaryota, Fungi, Glomeromycota, Glomeromycetes, Diversisporales, Gigasporaceae.
AUGCAAUCCUUAGUAAACGCUAAUGAUGUUGAUAUACCUUAUAAGGAUGAAAAUCAAAAUCGAGACAAAAAAGAUAGUAAUAUAGACAGUCCAUUUAUACAUGUACAGUCUUUAGCAUUUGUCAAAUUUGAAAAAAACAUAUUUCAAAGUUUUACGAUAGGUGCAUAUAUCAGUGCGAAUAUUAGCACUGCAAAUCGUAUAUCUAGACAACUUUUAGAGAUUAAUCUUGAUCUAUUCUUAUGUGGAGCAGGACAGAUGCUUAAUGAAAUUUGUGAAGCAUUUCAAGGCAUUAUAGGCUAUUAUCUUGAUUCUAUUUUGAUUAAGGUCUCUCCAAUUUUUUAUAAUGAAGAUGCAAUCAACGUUAUUGAUGUAGCAAAGGCAUAUAUCCCACAGAACAAUAAUGAAGAGAUAUCAAGUAAUGAGACGGGUUUUGACGGCCAAAUAGGUACUACUGGCCUUACAGCAAGCAUCAGCAAAAAAUAUAGUAUCACAAAGACAAGUAAUUAUCAAAUAGAUUGUAAUUUCUGUGCAAAUAAAGGGGUAAGAUGGUCGCAUAGUGCCACAAGAGGAGGAUGGUCGGGCACACACAAGCAUUCAGUUUAUUGGUACAUUAAUGAUAAUUUGAAAGGGUUUCGAGUUACUUUUAUGCAGAAACUAUGUUACGAUCGGAAAUCCACUUUCUUUGGUAAAAUACCAGAAACAAUUAACCAACGACCUAUUCUAAUUCAUAAAGUUAUUAUUUGUUUUAAUGAUUUAACAAAUUUAAACAAAAGCUUUGAAGAAUUAGCCGGAAAGCUCCACAGUAACCAAAUUUGUAUGGAUUUGAAAAGCCAUAAUGGCUCCCCAAUCAACAUUUCUAAUGAAGAAACUAAUUAUAUAAAUUUUAUCCGAACACUUUCACUAGAAAAUGAGAAGGAUGCCAAAAUUCAUUAUGCUUAA